Messenger RNA from Dovyalis caffra, 1974 nucleotides. Lineage: Eukaryota; Viridiplantae; Streptophyta; Magnoliopsida; Malpighiales; Salicaceae. The record is from the annotation of a GenBank genome assembly.
AUGGGGGAAUUGUUGAGGAUUUCAAUUCCAGUUACUAUGAAAUGGCAUGGGCUUGCUUGUCAAAAGGGUUUGUAUUUGCCCAACAAUGGUAAAGAUAGGAAUUGUUGUAGGGGUUAUUGUUGUGGUGGAUAUGGUUGUUCAGCUAUGAAAACAAGCAGAAUUCACUUGGGAAUAUGUGAGCUCAAUGGGGCUUCCAUGUUGAUGAAGGGGCAUACUUGGUUUGGAUGUUUUCGAUUGAAGAUGCCUCAGAUGGGUUUGCAAUAUGGGUCCAUUAAAACCAGAAAUUUGUUUGCUGUAUCAAGCGUGGUUGCUUGUAAUGCAUCUGAGUUUGUUUCCAAAGAAAACAGACAAAAAAAAUUGGUUCGAAGAGGAACUGACCAAUUUGAUGUAGAUUCUCUUGGACAAAAAUUACCUCCUUGGGGAAUUGUUAGUGAAAAUUCCGAGUUGGUUUGCAAUGAAAAGGAAGAACAAGAAUUGAUUGAGAGAGGAAAAGACCAAUUGGACAUGAAUUCUUGUGGACAGAAUUUGCCUGAAAAAUUGAUGGUUCAGCAGGGAUCAGAUAUUAAUAAUGAAAAAGUUGUUCAGUCACCAUCACUUUCAAACAAUAGGGUUGCUGGUACAUUUUUAGAGGAAACUGAUGAAAAUGAGUUAUCAAGAAGGAUUUUGAUGCUUAGCAGAUCUAACAAGGUUAGAAGUGCACUGGAAUUGCUUAAGUCCAUGGAAUUCUCAGGCCUCCAACCUCACAGACAUGCUUGUAACUCUCUUCUCUCUUGCCUUGUAAGACAUGAACUGGUUGAAGAUGCAUUGAGAGUUUUUGAGUUCAUAAAGAAAAAUGAGAUCUCAACAGGCCAUACAUAUAGCUUAAUGCUUAAAACGGUUGCAAGUACUAAGGGUUGUGAUUCAGCACUUGAUAUGUUUGCUGAAUUGGAAGCAUUUUCCAGAGGGAAGAAGGAUUUUGAUGUAAUUGUUUAUAACACAAUAAUUUCUGUUUGUGGCAGGGAGAACAAUUGGGUUGAAACUCAGAGAAUAUGGAGGAAUAUGAAGGAAAAUGGCUAUCAUGGAACGCAAAUUACUUACUCGCUGUUAGUUAGCAUUUUCUUUCGUUGUAGCCAGAGUGAGUUAGCGCUUGAUGCUUACAAAGAGAUGGUUCAGAACGCAUUAAAACCGAGGGAGGAUACAAUGCAUGCUGUAAUCGGUGCAUGCUCAAAGGAGGGGAAAUGGGACUUGGCUUUGAAUGUCUUCCAAAAUAUGUUGAAUCAUGGCCUGAAGCCAAAUCUUAUUUCCUGUAAUGCAUUGAUUAAUUUACUCGGGAAAGCUGGGGAGAUAAAACUAGCAUUUAAGGUCUUUGAAAUUUUUAAAUCUUUGGGUCAUACACCUGAUGAAUAUACAUGGAAUGCAUUACUUAGCGGUCUACACAGGGCAAAUCAACAUGUUGAUUCUCUUCGGCUCUUUGAGAGAAUAAAAAGAGAGCAAGACUGUCAAUUGAAUGAGCAUUUAUACAACACUGUUCUAAUGUCUUGCCAGAAGCUCGGUUUGUGGGAUAAAGCUCUUCAGCUUUUAUGGCAGGUUGAAGCUUCUGGACUUCCAGUUUCGACAGCAUCCUAUAAUCUUGCUAUUGGUGCUUGUGAAGUUGCUAGAAAGCCAAAAGUUGCACUGGAAGUUUAUGAGCACAUGGUUCACCAGGGGUGCACUCCAGACACCUACACUUAUUUGUCUUUGAUAAGAAGUUGCAUUUGGGCAUCUCUUUGGGAUGAAGUGGAAGAAAUUCUAGAUCAAGUUGCGCCAGAUGUCUCCUCCUACAAUGCUGUCAUCCAUGGAAUGCGUUUAGGAGGCAAGAAUGAAUCAGCAAAAAAGCUGUACAUGAAAAUGCUUAAGCGCGGUCUCAAACCUGAUGGCAAGACACGGGCCUUGAUGCGCCAGAACUUGCGAAAGCAUUCAACCAAAAGGAGGAGGUUUUCUGCCCACCGUAAGUAG